UCGAUAAUAGUAACCAAAACAAACAACAGCUGAUUCACAGUUUUUAAUUCUGUGUUUUAAUUUUUAAAAUUUAUAUUCAAAAUGCGACGCCGCGUUGGCUUAGGAGCCAUCCAGCAGCAGAAAUUGGCUGCCGAAAAAUACAAGGACAAGGGAACUGAUUUGCAGGAAUCCCAAUUGGAGCAGAUGACCAAACAGAUGGAGGUUUUCCGUGGCAAACUGGAAGAAUUCGCCAUGAAACACAAAGAGGAUAUAAAAAAGAAUUCGCAGUUUCGUAAGCAAUUCCAGGAAAUGUGUGCCGCAAUUGGAGUUGAUCCAUUGGCCACAGGCAAGGGGUUCUGGAGUGUACUCGGCAUGGGUGAUUUCUACUAUGAGCUGGGUGUUCAGGUGGUGGAAGUGUGCCUGGCAGCGAAUCACAAAACAGGUGGCCUCAUGGAAUUGGGAGAGCUGCGUCGACGUUUAAUAGCCGCCCGUGGACAGAGUCAAGUGCAUCAGGAGAUUACCAAAGAAGACAUAUUGAUGGCAGCCAAAAAACUCUCAAUCUUUGGAAAUGGUUUCGUUGUCCACAAACUGGGAAAGGGCAAGUACAUAGUGCAAUCGAUCCCUGGAGAGUUGAGUAUGGAGGAGACAAAUAUUCUAAAUGCUGCAUCAAAUACAGAACAAGGCUGCGUUACACAAUCUCAACUUAUCAACGAUCUAGGUUGGACCGACUACCGCGCCAAACAAUCCUUGGACAAAGUUGUUGGUGAGGGUCUCUGCUGGAUUGACAGGCAAAAUGAUGAUGAGCCUAGCUAUUGGUUUCCCAGUUUAUUUCCCGGCCGCAAUUCUAUUGCCGUUGGUGCUUCUUAAUACCAGAUGUAUUUUAAGAAAGAAAUAUAUACAUAUAUAUGUUAAAAUAUAUAACUAAAUUUUA
Messenger RNA from Drosophila willistoni, 910 nucleotides. It is a transcript of the gene lsn, whose product is annotated as vacuolar-sorting protein SNF8. The record is from RefSeq and is a predicted model, not a curated record. Gene Ontology annotation, cellular component: ESCRT II complex. The coding region runs from base 82 to 846 and encodes 254 amino acids. The transcript is spliced from 3 exons. Lineage: Eukaryota; Metazoa; Arthropoda; Insecta; Diptera; Drosophilidae. Gene Ontology annotation, biological process: protein transport to vacuole involved in ubiquitin-dependent protein catabolic process via the multivesicular body sorting pathway.